Aspergillus udagawae is the source of this 768-nucleotide messenger RNA. RefSeq lists its product as uncharacterized. The coding region runs from base 1 to 768 and encodes 255 amino acids. The transcript has a single exon. NCBI's taxonomy places the organism in Eukaryota, Fungi, Ascomycota, Eurotiomycetes, Eurotiales, Aspergillaceae. The record is from RefSeq and is a predicted model, not a curated record.
AUGAAGAACAUUCCGGGGGAGGUGUUAUCACAGGAACGGGAUCCUGAAAACCCAUCGAUGCCUCAGUACGAACGUCUCAUCCAGAGGAGAAGCAUUGAAUAUGGCGACUCCUACCAUGAUAGCGGGACCGACGAUGGAGUCGCAAUCCCAAACGCCUGCAAGAGAUACCGGACGAGCCGCCUCCAAACGAAGGAUAUCUUCAUUCUGCUUCUGGCUUCCUUCGGCCUCAUUGAUCUAGGACUUCGAGCAUUGGCCCUUCUCCGACUCCGCCGAUAUAUAUCCUGUAACUGCGGCGACACCAUCCAGGAGGCUCGGAACAAUAACUGCAGAUACGACUCCUUCGCAGCAGCAUGGCUUCCUCCGGCAUGCCGAAACGACGAACUUCUCGAGCAGUUUGAGCGAGCCGGUCCCAAUACAGAUGGAAGCUGGCCAUACUACGCAGAUAAGAACGGCACGAAAGUCCUCUCCCUGGAGCAAGUCUCCAUGCUUCCCGAAAUGGGAGGCCAUUUCUUUGCGACGCAUCAGUGGCAUCUGGUCCAUUGUGCGUAUUACUGGAAGAAGAUGUUUCUGGCUUCCAAGACUGGCACCGUCAUUGAGCAUAGGUACAAUAAUCUGGCUCAUAUCAAUCACUGCGAGAUGAUGUUUUUGAAGAGGGAUCCGUUGGAUAAGAUUGUUACGGAGGCGGGAGUAUCCCUUCAUUCAGAUAGGAUUGUUAUCGCGAAAAGCCACGCGCAUGGUAGUGACCAUGAAGGAAAUCACUCAUAUUGA